This is a messenger RNA of Camelus dromedarius (Arabian camel), 1194 nucleotides long. It is a transcript of the gene DEMA1, whose product is annotated as chromosome 15 C2orf74 homolog. Lineage: Eukaryota; Metazoa; Chordata; Mammalia; Artiodactyla; Camelidae. Bases 75 to 437 code for a protein of 120 amino acids. The record is from RefSeq and is a predicted model, not a curated record. The transcript has 3 exons.
AUGGGGAAGAUGAACAGACAGAGAAAGGUCCUUGUACAGAUGCUAAUGGAGGUGUAGGUUGUACAGCUGCUAAUAUGGAGGUGGACAAUUUAGGAGACCAAGAAAAGCCUCCUGUACCCAUGAGGCCUGGCAUUCUUGUCCAGAGACAGAGUAAAGAGGUGGUGGCCAUACCCUUAGGAAAUGGAGAGGAUGUGGAGGAUGAAGAAGAAGACAAAAUAAAAGAGAAGCAAAAGCCCAAGACUGCUGGAGAAAACGGUCAGGAGGAUGACUAUUUGCAAAAACCACCCAUCCCUGUCACUGGAAGUCCUUCAGCUAUUGGUAACCACAAAAGACCCUUAAAAGGAGUGACAUUUUCUAGGGAGGUAAUUGUUGUGGACCUUGGGAAGGACAACCCUGUAGCUCGAAGCUAUACUCGAUUACAUAAAGAGAGAAAAUGAAGCUCAGAAAACGCUGAGAGUGAAAGAAAUGUAACCUUAGACUAACAGUGAAGUGACUGGGGUACAGAAUCAUGUUGAAACAACAAAAUAAUGAGGAAUUAAACAAAUUCAGAUAGUAUUUUACCUUUGUGCAGAAAGAAGUGGACUAUGUGCAAAAUUCUGUAAGUAAAAUAUCCGGAGCUUGAAUACAGAUUUUUAAAAAGUCAAAUCUGAGUUCAAGAAGUUAAUUGUAUUAAGUGUCCUUAAAACUCUGUCUACUCAAACACUGUCAUAACAUGUGAAUAAAGUUAUUUGUGUUUGUGCAGAUAUCUUUUAGGUAAAUCAUGUUCAAGGGGGACUUUGGCAACAGUACAGGUUCUUGAUGCUUUGAUCACAGGCAUUUAUGACCAAAUAGUAUUACCGCUGUCAUCAUGGAAACUUCCAAUAGCUGGGACUAGGGCCUCCUACUACGCAGUUCCCUUUGAACUCAGUCCUGAAACUUUCUUGUACUGAUGGCUGCUUUUUAAGAUUGACACCAAAACAACUACCAUCAGCAACAAAAUGCCUGUUACUUUAGGCAAAUCCUGAGAUGAUACUUUUCUUGAUUUCAGUAGUUUAAAAUUUGCUUUUCAUGUGUGGACUAUGACAGUACAGACCAGUACAGCAUUUGUAAAAUGUGUAAGGGGCUAUGAGAGAGGUAAAAAGCAGAAAACAUAGCAUUUGAUUCAGGAGCCUCGCACAUUGUCCUGUGUGCAGCAUACGCUUAAUAAAUGUUUGU